AUGCUAAGUCAUAUAUAUAGAAAACCGCAAGAAACCGAGCCAAAAUCGAUUCUAAUUUUUCGACCUUUUAGUCAAGAUUUUACCAUUUCGUGUUCAUUAUUUUACGAUUACGAUGGAAUAAAUUCGACCAGUUGCGAUCAAUAUGUUACACAACCAACAAAUAUCCAUUUUCAAGAUUUUCCUUUUGUUGGAACCUUUUCACCAAAAGGAAAUGUAAUGCUGGCCAGAUAUGAUGAUGAUACAAGUCCACAUUUUGUUCAACUUUAUGUAAAUAUCAAGGAUCCAAAAUUUAAUAAUGACACCCGAGAACUUAGGAUGACUGCGUAUGAUGCAGAAAAUGAAUAUGUAUAUGAUACUGAGCGUAAAUAUUUUGAUCCUUCGCUGUCUCCAUAUGAAGAGUCACUUUUCUAUAUGAAUAAGUAUACUUUAACGGGAAAUCUUUUGUUUAAACUAGGAUACUCUAGGAAAACCAGAAAGACGUUGAUUCCGACGUUUUUGAAUUACGUGGGCAUUCCAUCUGAAAAUUACUUUACACAACAUUAUAUUGAAUCAACUAUACAGGAUAUCCCGGCGCAGCCUUCUAAUACAGCUUUCCUGACUGUACGUAUUAGUCCACAUAACUUUAUUACAGAAGAGGAACAAGAGCAAAGGCACAGUACCUUGUUGGCCGCAUUAGGAACCAUAGCCGCAUACUACAGUUCUGUUGUAUUCAUUUAUGUCUUUUUAUUUGGGGUUGAGUCCAUGAAGCCAUGGGGUUUUAUACAUACCGGAUGCUGCGGAUUCAGAAGGGAGACCAAAGUUAGCCUCAUACCAAUUUUGGAGUCUGGCACGAAAGAACAACUCAAGAAUUCUAAGAGUUCUGCAGUGACCGAGACUCCUACAGAACCCGGGAGUUCUACAGCACCUGAGAUACUCUCGGAAAGAAUUAGAAAAUUAGAAAGUUUUAGAAUAUUUCUUGAAGAUUUUGUUGUUGAUACUUCAUUAUUAGAAUCCGUUAAAAAGGAGCAAAAAAGGCGUCAACAACUGGAAAAACAGCCGCCACGGGAAGAAGUGUAA
Messenger RNA from Entrophospora candida, 1056 nucleotides. NCBI's taxonomy places the organism in Eukaryota, Fungi, Glomeromycota, Glomeromycetes, Entrophosporales, Entrophosporaceae. The record is from the annotation of a GenBank genome assembly.